Caenorhabditis auriculariae is the source of this 3663-nucleotide messenger RNA. The record is from the annotation of a GenBank genome assembly. Lineage: Eukaryota; Metazoa; Nematoda; Chromadorea; Rhabditida; Rhabditidae.
AUGGACGAAAUCCUGACGUUGUCUUCGGACGAAGAAGACGAGCCGACGAGUUGCAAGAAGAAAGACGACGACGACGACAUCGUCUGCAUCGAGGAAACGUCGAUGAUCUCUCCGGCGGCCAAGACGACGUCUUCGGCGAGCAAAAGACUUGAGCGAUCGCCCGUCGAUCCCAAGUACAACUUUUUGGAUCUUGACGAUGGUGGGUGAUCCGGAAAAUCUUGUUUCAAGUUUUUCAAAUUAUUUUUGAGUUUUUAGAGGUUAAUAAGUUGUUUGAAGUUAAAUUAUUUUUGUAAAGCUUCAAUUUUUAAUCUUUUAUUAUUCUUUUGAAGUCAUUUCUCCCCGACUAGCAGAGCGAUGGACUCAUGGUUUGAAAAAAUGGAGGAAAAAUUUUUUAACUUUUUUCAAUGUUUACAAGACAGAGAAUUUUGACUUAUAGUCGAUUCACGGCUCGCCAAGGGGGCGUGGCCUGUCUGCGCUCUACACCAACCAGGCGCUGUCUUUUUUUUAAAUCGUCUCAGUACCCUUUUUUUGACGGCUCAAGCCAGCCGUGAGUCGGCUCCACCGAAGAAGCGCCUUGCGGCCGCAACGGCUUUUUAAGCCUGGAAAAAACUGGGAAAUGUUGUCCUAUUAAAAAUCUAAAGAAAUCACGAAGUUCUAAAGAAUUUUGACAGAGUUUGACAAAUUAUCCCUGUUCCAGUUUUUUAGCGAGUAAAAACCUUUGAAAAUGCUUUAAGACUUUACCCAAAAUAAGUUAUAUUAAAAAUCAACCAAAAUGUUUCUUUUUUUCAUUUUUCAAAAUAAAGAUGUCAAAAAGAAAGCUUACAGAAGUAGAUGAUGGAGAUCUGAAGUCGACUCUGGAUGAAUUGGACCGAUUGAUCGCAAAAGGCGACAGGAAAAGAAAGUCCGAAACUGCCUCCACGUCUCAUUUGUGCGUUUCAAAAACUGAUUCUUGAAAGAUUUUCAAAAGAAUAAAUAAUUUUAAAAAUUAUUGAAGGGAAGGAUUUUGUGAUUUCAGUUUUUAUUCGGUUUUUUGAUGUCUAUUGUGUUUCUGACUUGAAGAAAAGCUAGAAAACUUGGAAAAAAAUUGAGUACCAAGCUUCCAAAAAAUAAAUUAACGCUUCGACACAGAAAAUUUGAAUAGAUUUUCAUUUUUUUUUUCUGCUGUUUUUUUCACAUUAUAAAGACAUUGAAAGCCUGAAAAAAACAACCUGAAAAAAAUAUAAAGAUCUUUUUUUUUCUUCAGGAGAAGCUCGAGUCCUUUGCAACUUUCUGAUGAAGACGACGAGUUGGAGAUCUUGGACUCUCAGCCCUUUUUGAAAAAGAAAAAAACGGAGGAUGUUUUGGGAAAGGUUGGACUCUUACUGGUCCUUUUUAGAAUAAUUAUCAUUUUGUCUCAGAACGAUAAGGGCAGAAAAAUAUUGGAGAAAGCAACAAAAGAGGUUGAAAAUUGAAGAGAAGUUCAAAAUAUUGAAAAAAAUUCUUGUAGAUCGAAAAGAAGAAGAAACAAGAAGAGGCACGACGGAAAAAAGAAGAAAAGGAGGUUUUUUUCAAAAUAAAACAUACCAUGAAGAGAUCAAUGAACUGUUCUAAAAAAAAAGGGGGGAAAAUGUAUCCGACCGUAAAACGACUUACGCGCUUGAGCUUGAGCCAAAUAGUAAGAUUUCGAGAAAUACGAGUUCUUUGCAGCGCGAGAAAGAGUCGCGGAAAAUCGAAAGAGAAAUGUCGGCGUCUCUGAACUCCAAGUGCGAGCAGUACACUUACUGCCACGUCGGUCGCGCUGUCCUUGACGCUAUCGGUAGACAUAAUAUCUUCUUCAGAUUGAAACUAGACCAGCCAAAAAUGUUCUUUUGCCGCUCAAAUUUGUGAAAUCCUUAAGGAAAUUGAUUGACCAUAUAGCUGGCUCACGGCUGGCUCGAGACAUAGGGAAAAUGGCUCCUGACACGAAAACAAAAGAAACAGUGAAUGGUUGGUGGAAAGAGCAGACAGGCCACGCCCCUGAGCGUCCCAAGUUAGCCGUGAAUCGGCUAUAUCUCCUUUGAAGGCGUGACGGAAGGGUUUCAGACGACUUGGAAGUGCAGGCACGUCUUCUUUUCUCCGAGCGCAACAUCGAGGGUCAGUUUCUGGUCGACGAAUCGAUCGGAAUGCGCAUCGAAUGGCAUCGGAAAUGUGUGGAACUUCGUGAGGACGACGACGGAAGACGUCAUCGUUUGGAGUACAAGGUCUUCUCUUCAGUCCCUUUUAAUAUUCUAGUUCCACAAGAAUCCGAAUCUUCAAAUCUAGUUUACAGCUGCAACAUUUGAGCGCAUGAAAGACCGUAAUGUAUGACCUAAUGAAGAAAUAACCCAGCUCAAUAUGAUUUUCUGAAAAUGAGAACUCAAAGUCCCAAAAUGGGCUUCUUUUAACCGAUUUUGUGGUUCUCUUUGAGGUCUCCUUUCUCAAAAAUUAGUGAUUUUUGCAGGUUGAGACUAUCAGAAUUUUGAACUAGUGAAUCAAAAAAGUGUUCUGACUAAUUUUAGGGGAAUUCGUAAAGUAAAAUUUUCUUCUCCGUUAGGUUUAUAGAAAAAUUAGGCGUCUAAGACAAUGAAGUUUCAGUUUUUGUUCUCGUUUGCGAAAUAUUUUUAACCUUUUUUUAAAUUUGGUCUAAGCUUCAUUGACGACCCUGAGCAAAAAAAAAUUAUAGAAAAAAAGAAUUUUCUGCUAGGUACUGAGAAAAAUUAGAUUCAACAGAUUUUUUCUUCAGCGAAAUGUUUGAAAACUUGAAAUUUUCUUUUCCAGGUCGCCCAGGACCUUUUCGCAGUUGUUGUGCCGUGCGAGACGCUCAAAACCUUGAUCGAAUCGAAGGGAAUCGUCGAUUUUGUUGUGAAAGUGAUCUAAUUUAUGAUAUCGUCUUUUCAACUAUAAAUUUCCAGGAAAAGGAAAAGUUUUCGAAAGGGCAGUCGUCGCUUAUCAUCGUUUGUUAUGGAAAGCUGAACAUCAAGAAGAAAAAGGUACAAUCUUACAACUUCAAGAUAUCUUCUAGUUUUUCAGCUACACCCAACAGUUCUGGAUUUGUUCGAAAACCACAAGACACAAUUAUACGAGGUUAUCUCCCGAUUACAACUAUUUUAAUCAAUCCGUUUAGGCGCCAGAUCCUGGAGUUGUGGCCCUUAUGAUGGCACAGUUCCUGCGAAGUUUAGCUCGACGCGAGAAAAGGCGAACCGAGAAAAGUAUGAAUGAAAAGCGUUUCCAAUAUAUUGGUGAUAAGGUUGGAAAUAAAUAAUAGAAAGUGUUUGAGAAAAAACUUUGAGGGCCUAAUAUCAGAUGAUCGCGACGAAAUGGUCAAAGAUUGGUGGGUCAAAAUGCUCAACACGAUCGACCGAAUUUCAGACGCCCAGAGGAGGUUGAAAAAUCUUCAAAAUUCAAAUUUUUUACAUUUUUCUAGAGCUAUAAUCAAAUUUAUACCGGACCCAAUCGCAGCAUCCAAAAAAUAUUCAAAGGUACUCUGUUCAAUUUUUUUUUAGUCGAUAACUAGAGUAAAAUUUUGAACUUCAGAUGGAUAUCGACAAGGCGAUACAGGAGAUAAGCAACAUCGUGGCCGAGAAUAAUCGACGCGUUGGUCCAGCGAUGGCUCAUCGCCUACUAAUGAUGCUAACUGAUGAGACCGGCAACGAGGUGAUCGAAUAA